AUGAUCUGGAUCCAUCGCCAAAGGCCGAAGUUAAUGGCGAGCCGACAGCCAAGCUUGUCAGUGUCCCCAGAGCUAAGGUAUCAGGUGAAAGUAGCCGACGAAGAAACGUCUGCAAUCUUGGUGAUGACGAGUUUUUGA
Molecule: messenger RNA, 138 nt
Organism: Colletotrichum tamarilloi
Lineage: Eukaryota; Fungi; Ascomycota; Sordariomycetes; Glomerellales; Glomerellaceae
Exons: 1
Coding region: 1-138 (45 amino acids)
Source: RefSeq, a predicted model, not a curated record